AUGAUCGCGCCACCCAUCUCCCGCCGACAUCGAGUCCUUGGCAUUAUUGCCGUUUUCGCCUUAAUCGUAACCUAUAUUCAAUUCCGACCGCGAUGGAAGGAAGCGCCAUUCGAAUAUGCUCGCGAUUACUACCAAAGCGUGUCGAGUUACUUCGGCAGCCCGGUAUAUAACAACACAUUAUAUGCCGAAGGAAACGAAGGAAUGGUCAACCAAUACUACAACUCCUCAAAUCCCUGCGCCAACUUUCCUAACACCGAUGGCGUCCUCUUAGUUAUGAAGACGGGCGCAACCGAAGCUUUCGACAGAAUACCUACCCACCUCUUAACCACAAUGAGCUGUCUUCCUGACUUCCUCAUGUUCUCUGAUAUGGAGCAACAAAUCGGAGCCUACCACAUCUACGACGCUCUGGCCGAGUUCGAGGAAUCCGCAAAGGCCCACAAUGACGACUUUGACCUAUACCGCGACCAGAAGGAAUGUCCCGUAUCGCAAAAAUCGUGCGUCGACGCGAAGAGGGACGGACAAAAAGCGUGGAACCUGGACAAGUACAAGUUUCUCCCAAUUAUGGAGCAAACUUGGAAGAUGCGCCCGGGCCGCGAUUGGUACAUCUUCGCCGAAGCCGAUACCUACGUUUUCUGGGCCAAUAUUAUACACUGGUUAAAGAAAGAAUCCCGCCUAAAUCCCCGGGAGAAGCUUUACCUUGGCAGCCGAAGCUUUAUUGGAGGAACCCCAUUCGGCCAUGGUGGUUCUGGAUAUAUCAUUAGCGGCACAUUGUUGAAACAUCUGAUUGAAUACCAUCCGGGCGUCGUCAAGCAGUAUAACGUUAAAGGCGCUCACGAAUGCUGUGGAGACCUUAUGUUGGCCCAAGCCUUGGAUGAGUAUGAAAGUGUCAAGCUUCAACAGGUGUGGCCCAUGAUUAAUGGGGAGAAGCCGAGUACGCUGCCGUAUGGACCCGGUCAUUGGUGUGAGCCGAUCCUUACAAUGCACCAUAUGAAUGCCGAAGAGAUCAGCAGUGUAUGGCAAUUCGAGCAAACCCGGAAGAGCGAUAAAACACUCCUAAUCAAGGACCUGUAUGAAGGCCUAAUCCGGCCGAAAAUGCAGGUAUUGCGGCAAAACUGGGAUAACCUGUCGGAUGACGUUUGCUAUCUCAACCCAGAUCCAGCAGCCCUAGAACGUGCCGACGGACAUCUCCGCGACAGAAAAAAGAACGAAGACGAGUUGAACGAAGUUGAGAAAGAGGCAUGGAAAUCAUGGGAGAAUUGUGCAAAGGUCUGCGAAUAUCAAGAAAUCCCUGAUGAAGACGAAUACGACCUACACGGAUUUUCGGCACGCAAAGAGGGGGACUCCGGCUCUGCUAAUGACACAGAGCUUGCUGAAGAUACCUCACCUAGCGAUGCUGCCGCUCGAGAGGCGUGGAAGAAGGCCCUGAACGAGAAGAAGCGUAAUCGAUCGUGUUUCCAAUACCGAUGGCACGACGAGGUAUGCUGUACCUCCAAGAGCUUCAAGCUAGGCGCACCUAAGACGGCACCUGACGAUGGUAGCUCCGAGACCAAAUGGAUGAGUGGUUGGUACCUAAAGGGUAUCAACGAUUGGAUCGAUGCGAUGGGCGAGUGUACGAAACCAGCAUGGAAGACACCCGAUCCUUGA
Molecule: messenger RNA, 1644 nt
Organism: Hypoxylon trugodes
Lineage: Eukaryota; Fungi; Ascomycota; Sordariomycetes; Xylariales; Hypoxylaceae
Product: glycosyltransferase family 31 protein
Exons: 3
Coding region: 1-1644 (547 amino acids)
Source: RefSeq, a predicted model, not a curated record